Peromyscus eremicus (cactus mouse) is the source of this 1760-nucleotide messenger RNA. It is a transcript of the gene Slc18a2, whose product is annotated as solute carrier family 18 member A2. Gene Ontology annotation, molecular function: xenobiotic transmembrane transporter activity; serotonin:sodium:chloride symporter activity. The coding region runs from base 1 to 1572 and encodes 523 amino acids. Gene Ontology annotation, cellular component: synaptic vesicle membrane; terminal bouton. Gene Ontology annotation, biological process: xenobiotic transport; aminergic neurotransmitter loading into synaptic vesicle; transmembrane transport. The record is from RefSeq and is a predicted model, not a curated record. NCBI's taxonomy places the organism in Eukaryota, Metazoa, Chordata, Mammalia, Rodentia, Cricetidae. The transcript is spliced from 15 exons.
AUGGCCCUGAGCGAGCUGCCUCUGCUCCGAUGGCUGCGGGACAGCCGCCACUCGCGCAAGCUGAUCCUGUUCAUCGUGUUCCUCGCGCUGCUGCUGGACAACAUGCUGCUCACCGUCGUGGUUCCCAUCAUUCCCAGUUACCUGUACAGCAUCAAGCAUGAGAAAAAUACUACAGAAAUCCAGACCACUAGGCCAGCACUCAUAGCCUCCACCUCCAGAAGCUCCCAGGGCAUAUUCUCAUACUAUGACAACUCUACUAUUCCUAUCACUGGGAAUGUCACCGGGAAUGCUACCGGGGGCCUCCCAGGGGAGCAGCCAUACAAGGCUACCACCACACAGCACAUGGUGACCAACACAUCCAUCGUCCCUUCUGACUGUCCAAGCGAAGACAAAGACCUCCUGAAUGAAAAUGUGCAAGUUGGGCUGCUGUUUGCCUCCAAAGCCACUGUCCAGCUCCUCACCAACCCAUUCAUCGGACUGCUGACCAACAGAAUCGGCUAUCCAAUUCCCAUGUUUGCUGGAUUCUGCAUUAUGUUUAUCUCAACAGUUAUGUUUGCCUUCUCCAGCAGCUAUGCCUUCCUGCUGAUCGCCAGGUCCCUGCAGGGAAUCGGCUCCUCUUGCUCAUCCGUGGCUGGAAUGGGCAUGCUGGCCAGCGUGUAUACAGAUGAUGAAGAGAGGGGUAACGCCAUGGGAAUUGCUUUGGGGGGCCUGGCCAUGGGGGUCUUAGUGGGACCUCCUUUUGGGAGUGUGCUCUAUGAGUUUGUGGGGAAGACAGUUCCUUUCCUGGUUCUCGCUGCCUUGGUGCUCUUAGAUGGAGCUAUUCAACUCUUUGUGCUCCAGCCAUCCCGAGUGCAGCCAGAGAGUCAGAAGGGGACACCCCUAACCACCCUGCUGAAGGAUCCAUACAUCCUCAUCGCUGCAGGCUCCAUCUGCUUUGCAAACAUGGGGAUAGCCAUGCUGGAGCCCGCCCUGCCCAUCUGGAUGAUGGAGACCAUGUGCUCCCGAAAGUGGCAACUGGGCAUUGUUUUCUUGCCAGCAAGUAUCUCUUAUCUCAUUGGAACCAAUAUUUUUGGGAUACUGGCACACAAAAUGGGAAGGUGGCUUUGUGCUCUUCUCGGAAUGAUAAUUGUUGGAAUCAGCAUUUUAUGUAUUCCUUUUGCAAAAAAUAUCUAUGGACUCAUCGCUCCCAACUUUGGAGUUGGUUUUGCAAUUGGGAUGGUGGAUUCCUCCAUGAUGCCUAUCAUGGGUUACCUGGUCGACCUACGGCACGUGUCUGUUUAUGGGAGUGUAUAUGCCAUUGCGGAUGUGGCCUUUUGUAUGGGGUAUGCUAUUGGUCCCUCUGCUGGUGGUGCCAUCGCAAAGGCAAUCGGCUUUCCUUGGCUCAUGACAAUUAUCGGGAUAAUUGAUAUUGUUUUUGCUCCACUCUGCUUUUUUCUUCGAAGUCCACCUGCUAAGGAAGAAAAAAUGGCUAUCCUCAUGGACCACAACUGCCCCAUUAAAACAAAAAUGUACACUCAGAAUAAUGUUCAGUCAUAUCCCAUCGGUGACGAUGGAGAAUCUGAAAGUGACUGAGACCCUCUAAAGCUGCCAAGUGCUUAACCGUGUAGCAGUGUUUCCAGUGAAGUAACCCGUGCAGAGCUGUCUCAGCCACAUCAUCCAUUCCUGGCAAAGAGUAAAACAACCAAAGGUGAUACUUUGUUUUCCAUGGUUAUGAUCGACUGCCAACAGCCUUAUAAAGAAAAAGCAGCUUUUCUAGGGGU